AUGGCACCAGGCAAAAGUGGCGAGCUGGAGAAUGUACUGCUCUUGGAGACAGAGAUGCCUGGCGGCAGCAUCGCCAGCCUCACGCCAGAACUGAGCAAGCGCCUGCGACGUAAAAUUGACCUAUACCUAAUGCCAAUUAUGACGCUUUGCUUUUGCUUCCAGCUCAUGGACAAGCUAGCGCUGUCUUACACUUCGAUCCUUGGCAUUCGUGAAGACCUUCACUUGAGCGACGCCGACUACUCGUGGGCAAACAGUAUUUACUAUUUCGGGUAUCUCGCGGCAUCGUACCCGUCGGCGGUCCUCAUGGUGCGUCUUCCAGUUGCAAAACUCAUCGCUGGCUCUCUGUUUCUCUGGGGGGCAAUCGCGAUGCUCACAGCUACUUGUCGUGAUGCUACUGGACUUUUGGUCAAUCGCUUCUUUUUGGGGGUGGCGGAGGCCCCUCUCACCUCAGGGCUGACGAUUAUCGUGGCCAUGUGGUAUACGCGAGACGAGCAGCCCUUUCGUCAGUCUAUCUGGUACUUGGGGGGCAGCAUCGGUACUCUCAUCGGCAGCUUUGUGGGACUUGGGGUUCAUAACAUCCAGAUGAUUGCGGCUUGGAAGGCAUUGUAUCUCAUUCUGGGAUCCGCUACUGUUAUCGGGUCCGUCGUCGUCUUGUUCCUUCUGCCAGAUGUGCCCUCUGCUGCAUGGUUUCUCACAAAGGAGGAGCGCGUGCUGGUCAUUGCAAGAGUCAGCAACAAUCUUACGGGCAUUAAAGCGACAAAUUUCAGUUGGUCUCAGUUUCGUGAAGCAAUCUGCGAUGUCAAUACUUGGCUGCUAGUUUUGAACCAGCUGGCGCUCAAUAUCCCAAACGGAGGGCUUCAUCCUUACUUGAACAUUUUUCUCAGAGGCACCGGCUUCAGCGAACGCGAGGUCUUUCUUCUCAAUGCGUGUCAAUUCCCCAUUCUCUUCUUCAUGAAGCUUUACGUCGGCUGGGCCAGUACGCGAUACAAAAACACACGAGUAUUUUGGAUGAUUGUCUGCCUUUGCAUCAGCGCUCUUGGCAUCAUUCUCAUGCGCCAGCUUCCUCCACGCCUGAAAUGGGGUCGCUGGGCGGGCGCCGUCUUGACCGACAUGUAUACGGCCAAUUAUGGGCUCCUCGCCGCGCUCACGUCUGGCAACUUUGCAGGUUUCACAAAAAAGUCUGUAGCAGCUGCUCUCAUAUUCGCUGCUGGCUGCGCCGGAAGCAUCGUUGGCCCACAGCUCUUCAGUGGUUCCGAAACGCCUGCGUAUCCUACGGGGUAUCUUGCCAUGCUAAUUUGCGUGGUAGCGACAAUAAUUGUAUCUUUCUUUAUGCUACUUUACAUUGUUUGGGAGAAUCGUCGGCGCGAUCGAGCAAUGUGUGAGACUGACUCGGCGGCGAGUUGCUCUGAGGAUGUAAUGGAUGGCAUUGUGGCGAACCUGUCCGACAAAACCGAUAAAGAGCUUGCAAGAUUCAGGUAUAUUUACUGA
Molecule: messenger RNA, 1488 nt
Organism: Akanthomyces muscarius
Lineage: Eukaryota; Fungi; Ascomycota; Sordariomycetes; Hypocreales; Cordycipitaceae
Exons: 6
Coding region: 1-1488 (495 amino acids)
Biological process (GO): transmembrane transport; dipeptide transport; allantoate transport
Cellular component (GO): plasma membrane
Molecular function (GO): dipeptide transmembrane transporter activity; allantoate transmembrane transporter activity
Source: RefSeq, a predicted model, not a curated record